GAUUCUAGAUUUAGAGAAAAGAGAAGUUUUCUUCUACAAUCCUAGCGUAGGCAGAUCGAUUCCAGGUCGGCUAUGUGUUAUUUGAAUCGCAGUGCCUUUAUCGCCCGAUGCAGAAACGCAUCGGAAGCUGACAUAAGAUUGCAAUGGCGUGCACGGAAUAUGAAACACGCAUCACACAGAAACUCGUUCGACUGCGGAAUGUAUUGCCUUAUGGUGGGUAAUUCAAGUAACCGAAAAGUAACUUACACAAAAUGGCCGAGUCGCGCGACAUUAUUUUGACAAAAUGGCAGACAUUAGAGACGCUAACCACCGACGACCCAGACAAUUUCGACGAGUCGACAGACAAAUGACGGAUUUCGACGACGAAGAAUUACGAAGACGUUACAGAUUUUCGACGACAAACAUAGACAAACUAGUGGACUUGAUCGGACAUGGGCUACAACGACGUACGAGACAAAACCAACCCUUGACACCGCGGAAACAAAUAAUGAUAGCGCUUAGAUUUUAUGCUUCGGGGAACUUCCUUCAAAUUAUUGGGGAUACUUUGGGGUAGAUGUUGCCACGGUGUCAAGGGUUGUGACGGCAGUUACUGACGCCUUAUUUGUGCUGAAAGACCGGACUAUACGAUUUCCGACAUCGACGGACGAACUUAAGGACGCCCAGACAGUUUUUUUUCGCGGUAUGCCAUGCGUAAUCGGUUGCUUAGACCGAACGCAUGUAAAAGUCCUUUCCCCGGGUGGUGAACAAGAACGCAGCUUUGUCAACAGAAAGCACCAACAUACCAUUAUUGUCCAAGCAACAUGCGAUCAUAAAGGAAGAUUCUCCAGCAUUAACGCCGCCUGGCCGGGCUCUUGUCAUGACGCCCAUGUGUUCAGGGUGUCUGAACUUUGUCGGCACAUGGAGGAAAACCAUCAAGAUUACCAGCGAGGAGUAUUGCUCGGUGACUCCGUGUAUCCAUGUAGACCUUUCCUCAUGACGCCAUACUUAAAUCCAGUCACUGACGCAGAAGUAAGGUUCAACACUGCCCAUACAGGAAUUCGCAACCUCAUCGAACGGGUGUUCGGGAUGUGGAAAAGGAAGUUUCAUGUACUGCAUUCAGAGAUAAGGAUGAAGCCAGCAAAGUGCUCGAAAGUUAUCGUCGUUUGUGCAAUUCUGUACAACCUCGCCUUGCUCUGGAAGGAGCCCGAUGUAGUCGACGUAGUUGUUGACGAACAGCCUGCAGCCGACACAUACACCGGACAAAUGGACGGACGAGGUGUUAGGGCGCACAUCGCAAGCGCAUACUUCUCUUGAGGCAAGUUGUACUAGUACAAAUA
Messenger RNA from Dreissena polymorpha, 1316 nucleotides. Its product is annotated as putative nuclease HARBI1. The transcript is spliced from 7 exons. Lineage: Eukaryota; Metazoa; Mollusca; Bivalvia; Myida; Dreissenidae. The record is from RefSeq and is a predicted model, not a curated record. Bases 682 to 1293 code for a protein of 203 amino acids.